AUGAAUCCAACACGUUCACAAAUUCAAGCUUCUAAUUCAGAGAAUUUUUCACCUUCUGUUAGUCUUACUUGUUAUGCGAUUUCUCAGGAUAACAACAUCCUUACCGUCCCGUCUCAACCAAACCUUGAACUAGUAAUCGAAAAUUCAAACAAUAGUCACGUAAUUCAAUCGUCCGUUAACAACAGUACGCCCAUACAAACUGAUCCUUUUGGAAAUCCUCAAAUUCCAAUCCAACCGGUUCAAUUCAAUACCUUUUUUUUUCGACCACCAAAUGAUUAUUAUCAGUACCAUGUUAAUUGUGAAAAAAUCUCCAUUGAUCUCAUUUUACAAUUAUUAAAUAAGCGUAAAGAAAAUAUAAUGCAAUUAAAAGAAAAUAAAUAUAUUUUCUUUUAUCAACAACGAAGUAAUAAUCAAUUUUAUCAAUUUUAUCAAAUAUCCUGUGAAAUUGUUUCCCCUUCUUUUAUUAAUGAUUGGUUGAAUAAAAAUAUUUAUGGCAUUGAAUUUGAACAGAAUAUGGUACAAGAACAGUUUGUAUUUACAUUGGAUCAAGAAAAACAUCUCGAAAUUCACUUGUCACAAUAUUUAAAUAAUCACUUCUUAAACUAA
Funneliformis caledonium is the source of this 606-nucleotide messenger RNA. NCBI's taxonomy places the organism in Eukaryota, Fungi, Glomeromycota, Glomeromycetes, Glomerales, Glomeraceae. The record is from the annotation of a GenBank genome assembly.